UUAUAAGUUUAUUAAGCUGAUUGGGGUUAUUAAGUAAGUUAAUUCGAGUAAUAAUAUUAUUAUUUUGAUAAUAUGGACUCAAGUAUUUGAUUUGUUAACAUUUUCAAGAAAGAGGUAUAUUUUAUUUAAUAUAUAAAAUUCGUAUAAAGAGUACUUCAAUAAAAGUGUAUUUUGAUUAUAUUUUAUUAAUUGAUUACUAUCUUAUCUUUAUAAAAAAAAAAAAAAAAUUUAAUUAAGUAUUGAAAAAAAAUAUAUAUAUAUAUUCCUAAAUGCAAUCCUUAUUCAUACUACCAAUUACGAAAUAUUACUUAUUUCAUAAAUCGUCUAUUAUACCCUUGCAGCAUGUCUUAUAUAAAAUUGUCUUACGACGAGACGACUUUAAUAGAAUUUUAUGGGUCAAAUCUAAAAAUAAAAACCCAUUUUACCACAAUAAACCGACAUACCUUUCCCCAUUUCUUUCUUCAUCCUCGUCAUCUUUUACCUUCAAACUCUCAAUCCCUCUCUUCCCUCUUCUCUCACGUCUCACUCCCCUCAACUACAGCGGCGGCACAACCAAGCCCAGCCACGAGUUCCACCACCAAUAGCAACCACUUCUCCUCCUCCCUUUAUUGUUGGAGGCGACGUCAUCAAGGAACCAUUCUAGCUGUUAGCCGCGAAUCAAUCACGGCUCUUUGAAGCGUCUUGUUGCUGAUUACAGAUCGGAUCCGGUCGGGAAUAAUCGGGUUAGCAAUGUUGAUGAGAGUGUUAAGGAUGUCCUUUUGAGCUGAGACCGUGGAAGCUUAUAGCUUGUAUUAGGAAUUUGUUUAAUGUAUAUUAGUUCUGAUUAUGUUGAUUAUAAUGGACUCGUAGUGAGUUGUAUGGUUACUUUAUGUUUAGAUUAGAUAUUUGGUUUGAGAUUUAGCUGUGUUGGUUUCGUAAUAGAGCUGGUGAUUCCUUUGCCCAGGUUUUGGGAUAUGAUUUAAGUUUCUUGGGAAAUAAUCCCCGUGACGACCCUGUUUACCCAGUCAACGGUAAGUCGGGUUGUUACAGUUGGUAUCAGAGCCAAACCGCGACCGUGGCUAAACCUUAGGGUUAGUUCAUCUAGCGGGCAUACAAUCUUGGGAGUAAGGAAGAACGUGAUUUGAGGAUUUAGAUGUUUAAGAUAAGAGAUAGGAACAGAAAUGAACAUGAUUAUGGUAUUAUCCUAGGUGUUUGAGUUAGUCAGGUUUUUCUUAAAAAUGUAGGAUAUAAGGUGUGAGAAUUACGGGGUAAAACGGGAAAACGCUCUUAACGAUUGAUCGUAACGACAAGAAGAUUCGUUUUAACGACGCAGCGUUAGAAUUUGUUUUCUGAUGAUGCCAAUGUUUUGUUGCUUAUCAUAGUUCCUUGUCGAUUAUCGUUUUAGUAGCUAGAAUAGUAUGUCUUAAGGUUGCGAAUCGUGUCACCUUGUUGCUAGCCCUUUUCUAUCAGCUUUUAUUUUUUUGAUCCAUGAUUGUGAUUAUAGGUUGGUGCAUAAAAGCAAGGUCAUCGGGUUGUGAAGUAUGUAUCGUUAGUGUUUUGUUGUAAGUGAGUUGAACUUUGGAAACGAUUGUGACAUAGUAGGAGAAUUAGUAAAGACAAAGUACUGCACAUCAUUGAUGGAAAGGCUUAAGUUAAGAGCAAUUGAUAUUGAUUUUUAAGCCUAGUGAUUGAGUUGCAUAUAGUGUUCAUAUUCUGAUGUAAGCGAUGAACUUUUAGUGUUAUUGGAUCUUGUCAUACGUUGUAAUCUAUUUGAAUAAUGGAGCCUAUAGAUUUAGUAGAGUUAUUAGAAAUUGUGUGAUUAUCAUUAAGAAUGUACCAAGUUUCUUUUGUUGGUUAGAAGUGCAAAUAUAACUUAAGGAUGGAAGGUCGCUGGUAAACUUGAGGUUUUGUUAAGUAUAAGAAGGUUGUAUCAACAUCAAGAAUAGAAGUAGGUUUUUAACAAAAGUUGUUAUAAAGGAUCUUAAGUCAUAGACUUAAGUUAUCAAAAUAGUAUGGUUUAUAUGUUGUAAAGAUGGCAUUUAAAGUUUCAGAUGUUGGGUUAUAAAGAUUAUAGGCUAUUUGAUUGAGAUAGUAGUUGGUAAAAUUGUGAACACCUCAUACAUGAUCUUAGUAGGUAUAUGUGAAAAUAGUCAAUAUUAGAAUUGUUACUAUUGAAGUGUUGUGCGUAGCAGUUAUAAUAAGAAUUUAUGUUUGAGUUAAAGCUUGUAAGGAUUAUAGUCUAGAGAUUUGGAUGAAGAAUGCAAAUAAAUGUUUAAUUGAGGUUAUAAUAAACUAUACUUUGGUUUCAGUAUGGGUCAAGUUACUUAUGAAUUCAUUAGGCUUUGAUUGGCAAGUGGUGCAUGAUAUCAACCUAUGUGAGGUAGUUUAUCGUCUUGCGUUACCAGCAUCUUUUGACCGAGUACAUGACGUGUUUCGCGUAUCCCAGCUAAGACAAUACAUCAGAGAUGACUCACACGUUCUUCGGCCGAACAGUUGACCCUGGAUGAUACCUUGCAGUACGAGGAGACCCCCGUUCAGAUUCUAGAUAAGAAGACGCGUGAUACUCGUCGAGGUAGUGUAGCACUUGUGAAGGUGCUAUGGUCUUAUCACGUUACCGAAGAAGCCACGUGGGAGGCAGUAGAUGCCAUGAGACGCGAUUAUCCCUGGUUGUUUGCUUAGGCAUUUCUAUGUUUAUCGCUAUAUAGCUAUUGCAUCUCCUUAGUAUAUGUGAGUUAAGUUUGAGGACGAACUUCAUUCUAAGUUGGGUAGAAUCAUAAGAUUUCGGAAUAAUACUAAGUUUUAUCUAUGCUAGGCCUUAAAGUUUGGUGGGUUCACAUAGUUAGUACGAGUGAUAUAGAUUCUUUCAGUGCAUAGAGUAUGAGUAAUUGGGUAACAUAGCCUUAUGAUAUGUAUGAUAGCCGGAUAUUGAGUAUGUGCUUGAGACUUGGUUUAACCUCGAGGACGAAGUUCAUUUCAAGUUGGGUAGAAUGUAACAUUCGGGAAAAUUAAUAUUUUAAGACGAGUAAGUUUAAGAGAAUUAUGAGUAUGAGAAUGAUCCUAAAUACACAUGAUAUAAAAAAAAUAAAAAAAUAAAUAAAAAGAAAAAAGAAAAAAAAAAAGUUGUUUUUAAAAGAUCUCAAAAUUUCAACUUGAAAUAUAUAUAUACUCGAGUCAAGUAUUUUUGAAAUUGUUUUCCAAAAGAUAUUAUAUAUACUCGGAUAACUGGCAAAAGGAGUUGAGGACCAAACUUAUCGAGAAUUGCGAUGAUGUUGUGCAAGAAUGAUUCGAUGCAAAGAGUUUAAAAGAAACAUUUUGGAAUAUUGAAAGUUAUGCGUUAAUUGUGUGUUAAGAUUGAAAAUCUAUAAAGGAAUGAAAAAAAAAAAAAAAAGUAUUUGUGACAUGUUCAAUUAUGGGGUGAGAAAUUUUAAUUAAGGAAAGUAAUUCGAAAGGAAACAAAGGUUAAUGCAAUUAAUAGUAAUUUAAAGUUAUGUUGUAGUAAGUUUGAUUGAAUGGCCUAUACGUGUUGAGGAUAAUGUAAAAUUAUGAUUGAGAAAGCUUUCAAUGUUUUUUAAUGAAUGAAUGAUAACUUUGGGACUCUACAAAGGUUUUAUUGAUGGUAAAACGUGAGUAUAAUAGAAUAAUGGUUUAGAAAAAAAAAAAAAAAAAAAAACAACAAAUUUGAACGUCUAAAGGUUAUUGAAGUUAUUUCGGAUGAAUUUGUUAUGGAAUUUGAAGUUUUAAGCGUUAAAUGAAGAGUAGGGUUAUAAAUGUUAUAAUUCGAAAUAAGUUGACGAUGAUCGAGUUUUGAGUUAUUAAAAGUCGAUAGAAAAAUGAUUGUGGAUAUCUUUAAUGAAUAUGAGAUUCAAUAAAUGACUUAAGGUAUUCAUCUCAAAGUAUCUCGAGAGUUAUAAGAGUUUUUAAUUAAAAAUUUAAUUGUAAUUGGGAAACAAGAAGUAAGUUGAUGAUUUAAUAUCUCAAACUAAGGAUAUAAAAAGGUUGAAAUGACCAAAUAUGUAAUUAAAGGUAUAAAAAGAUUUUGAAGUGAGGUGGUUGAUUUAAAGUACAUGUGAACGUUCACGUAAAGUAAAUCGAGGUUGAAGUUUCAAAUUUAAAGGUUUGAAGUAAUUCAAUUGAGGUUAGUUGUGUUACCAAUAUGUAAUUCAUCUUAUAUGAUUGAAAACUUAUAGAUAUAGUAUGUCCAUAAUCAAAGUUGGGGAGUAACUAAAGUUUAUUUGGUUCUCAUUUCUCGAAAAUUUGAGUUAUAUGUUAUGACUAAGAAUGAUCAGAAGUGUAUGUAUAAUUUCGGGGACGAAAUUAUUUUAAGUUGGGGAGAAUGAAAUAGACUACAUUUAAUAAAGCUUGAUUAUAAGUUUAUUAAGCUGAUUGGGGUUAUUAAGUAAGUUAAUUCGAGUAAUAAUAUUAUUAUUUUGAUAAUAUGGACUCAAGUAUUUGAUUUGUUAACAUUUUCAAGAAAGAGGUAUAUUUUAUUUAAUAUAUAAAAUUCGUAUAAAGAGUACUUCAAUAAAAGUGUAUUUUGAUUAUAUUUUAUUAAUUGAUUACUAUCUUAUCUUUAUAAAAAAAAAAAAAAAAUUUAAUUAAGUAUUGAAAAAAAAUAUAUAUAUAUAUUCCUAAAUGCAAUCCUUAUUCAUACUACCAAUUACGAAAUAUUACUUAUUUCAUAAAUCGUCUAUUAUACCCUUGCAGCAUGUCUUAUAUAAAAUUGUCUUACGACGAGACGACUUUAAUAGAAUUUUAUGGGUCAAAUCUAAAAAUAAAAACCCAUUUUACCACAAUAAACCGACAUACCUUUCCCCAUUUCUUUCUUCAUCCUCGUCAUCUUUUACCUUCAAACUCUCAAUCCCUCUCUUCCCUCUUCUCUCACGUCUCACUCCCCUCAACUACAGCGGCGGCACAACCAAGCCCAGCCACGAGUUCCACCACCAAUAGCAACCACUUCUCCUCCUCCCUUUAUUGUUGGAGGCGACGUCAUCAAGGAACCAUUCUAGCUGUUAGCCGCGAAUCAAUCACGGCUCUUUGAAGCGUCUUGUUGGUGAGUAGUAACAGUCCCUUAAAAAGGGGUCUGGCCAGGCUACCAUUUGUAAAAUGUUUAUUUAAAGUUUGUGAAAUUUAUAUGAAUGUGUUAAAUGUUUAUGAAUGAUUAUGCUGAUAUUGAUAUGGUCAAUGGAUCGGGCUUGCGGGCUGGUCAUUGACGGAGUUGAGGAACAUGGUUCCCUACUCCCUGUUUUGAAGCGAAUUGUCAUUGAGAUAUUGACUAGCUUCACCCGAGAGAGACAUAGCCUUAGAGCUAUGGAUGUUCCUCUCAACUAGACUCCCUGUGCGCACAUAGAUCUAGGAAACUGAUGUUGCUUUUAAACCAUCGUUUUGAAUUGUUGUGUUUAAUUGUUUUGGAUUGUUGCUUCUCACUCAGUUUAAUCUGAUUCCUUGUUGUUUCCAUCUUUUAGCUGAUUACAGAUCGGAUCCGGUCGGGAAUAAUCGGGUUAGCAAUGUUGAUGAGAGUGUUAAGGAUGUCCUUUUGAGCUGAGACCGUGGAAGCUUAUAGCUUGUAUUAGGAAUUUGUUUAAUGUAUAUUAGUUCUGAUUAUGUUGAUUAUAAUGGACUCGUAGUGAGUUGUAUGGUUACUUUAUGUUUAGAUUAGAUAUUUGGUUUGAGAUUUAGCUGUGUUGGUUUCGUAAUAGAGCUGGUGAUUCCUUUGCCCAGGUUUUGGGAUAUGAUUUAAGUUUCUUGGGAAAUAAUCCCCGUGACGACCCUGUUUACCCAGUCAACGGUAAGUCGGGUUGUUACAGUUGGUAUCAGAGCCAAACCGCGACCGUGGCUAAACCUUAGGGUUAGUUCAUCUAGCGGGCAUACAAUCUUGGGAGUAAGGAAGAACGUGAUUUGAGGAUUUAGAUGUUUAAGAUAAGAGAUAGGAACAGAAAUGAACAUGAUUAUGGUAUUAUCCUAGGUGUUUGAGUUAGUCAGGUUUUUCUUAAAAAUGUAGGAUAUAAGGUGUGAGAAUUACGGGGUAAAACGGGAAAACGCUCUUAACGAUUGAUCGUAACGACAAGAAGAUUCGUUUUAACGACGCAGCGUUAGAAUUUGUUUUCUGAUGAUGCCAAUGUUUUGUUGCUUAUCAUAGUUCCUUGUCGAUUAUCGUUUUAGUAGCUAGAAUAGUAUGUCUUAAGGUUGCGAAUCGUGUCACCUUGUUGCUAGCCCUUUUCUAUCAGCUUUUAUUUUUUUGAUCCAUGAUUGUGAUUAUAGGUUGGUGCAUAAAAGCAAGGUCAUCGGGUUGUGAAGUAUGUAUCGUUAGUGUUUUGUUGUAAGUGAGUUGAACUUUGGAAACGAUUGUGACAUAGUAGGAGAAUUAGUAAAGACAAAGUACUGCACAUCAUUGAUGGAAAGGCUUAAGUUAAGAGCAAUUGAUAUUGAUUUUUAAGCCUAGUGAUUGAGUUGCAUAUAGUGUUCAUAUUCUGAUGUAAGCGAUGAACUUUUAGUGUUAUUGGAUCUUGUCAUACGUUGUAAUCUAUUUGAAUAAUGGAGCCUAUAGAUUUAGUAGAGUUAUUAGAAAUUGUGUGAUUAUCAUUAAGAAUGUACCAAGUUUCUUUUGUUGGUUAGAAGUGCAAAUAUAACUUAAGGAUGGAAGGUCGCUGGUAAACUUGAGGUUUUGUUAAGUAUAAGAAGGUUGUAUCAACAUCAAGAAUAGAAGUAGGUUUUUAACAAAAGUUGUUAUAAAGGAUCUUAAGUCAUAGACUUAAGUUAUCAAAAUAGUAUGGUUUAUAUGUUGUAAAGAUGGCAUUUAAAGUUUCAGAUGUUGGGUUAUAAAGAUUAUAGGCUAUUUGAUUGAGAUAGUAGUUGGUAAAAUUGUGAACACCUCAUACAUGAUCUUAGUAGGUAUAUGUGAAAAUAGUCAAUAUUAGAAUUGUUACUAUUGAAGUGUUGUGCGUAGCAGUUAUAAUAAGAAUUUAUGUUUGAGUUAAAGCUUGUAAGGAUUAUAGUCUAGAGAUUUGGAUGAAGAAUGCAAAUAAAUGUUUAAUUGAGGUUAUAAUAAACUAUACUUUGGUUUCAGUAUGGGUCAAGUUACUUAUGAAUUCAUUAGGCUUUGAUUGGCAAGUGGUGCAUGAUAUCAACCUAUGUGAGGUAGUUUAUCGUCUUGCGUUACCAGCAUCUUUUGACCGAGUACAUGACGUGUUUCGCGUAUCCCAGCUAAGACAAUACAUCAGAGAUGACUCACACGUUCUUCGGCCGAACAGUUGACCCUGGAUGAUACCUUGCAGUACGAGGAGACCCCCGUUCAGAUUCUAGAUAAGAAGACGCGUGAUACUCGUCGAGGUAGUGUAGCACUUGUGAAGGUGCUAUGGUCUUAUCACGUUACCGAAGAAGCCACGUGGGAGGCAGUAGAUGCCAUGAGACGCGAUUAUCCCUGGUUGUUUGCUUAGGCAUUUCUAUGUUUAUCGCUAUAUAGCUAUUGCAUCUCCUUAGUAUAUGUGAGUUAAGUUUGAGGACGAACUUCAUUCUAAGUUGGGUAGAAUCAUAAGAUUUCGGAAUAAUACUAAGUUUUAUCUAUGCUAGGCCUUAAAGUUUGGUGGGUUCACAUAGUUAGUACGAGUGAUAUAGAUUCUUUCAGUGCAUAGAGUAUGAGUAAUUGGGUAACAUAGCCUUAUGAUAUGUAUGAUAGCCGGAUAUUGAGUAUGUGCUUGAGACUUGGUUUAACCUCGAGGACGAAGUUCAUUUCAAGUUGGGUAGAAUGUAACAUUCGGGAAAAUUAAUAUUUUAAGACGAGUAAGUUUAAGAGAAUUAUGAGUAUGAGAAUGAUCCUAAAUACACAUGAUAUAAAAAAAAUAAAAAAAUAAAUAAAAAGAAAAAAGAAAAAAAAAAAGUUGUUUUUAAAAGAUCUCAAAAUUUCAACUUGAAAUAUAUAUAUACUCGAGUCAAGUAUUUUUGAAAUUGUUUUCCAAAAGAUAUUAUAUAUACUCGGAUAACUGGCAAAAGGAGUUGAGGACCAAACUUAUCGAGAAUUGCGAUGAUGUUGUGCAAGAAUGAUUCGAUGCAAAGAGUUUAAAAGAAACAUUUUGGAAUAUUGAAAGUUAUGCGUUAAUUGUGUGUUAAGAUUGAAAAUCUAUAAAGGAAUGAAAAAAAAAAAAAAAAGUAUUUGUGACAUGUUCAAUUAUGGGGUGAGAAAUUUUAAUUAAGGAAAGUAAUUCGAAAGGAAACAAAGGUUAAUGCAAUUAAUAGUAAUUUAAAGUUAUGUUGUAGUAAGUUUGAUUGAAUGGCCUAUACGUGUUGAGGAUAAUGUAAAAUUAUGAUUGAGAAAGCUUUCAAUGUUUUUUAAUGAAUGAAUGAUAACUUUGGGACUCUACAAAGGUUUUAUUGAUGGUAAAACGUGAGUAUAAUAGAAUAAUGGUUUAGAAAAAAAAAAAAAAAAAAAAACAACAAAUUUGAACGUCUAAAGGUUAUUGAAGUUAUUUCGGAUGAAUUUGUUAUGGAAUUUGAAGUUUUAAGCGUUAAAUGAAGAGUAGGGUUAUAAAUGUUAUAAUUCGAAAUAAGUUGACGAUGAUCGAGUUUUGAGUUAUUAAAAGUCGAUAGAAAAAUGAUUGUGGAUAUCUUUAAUGAAUAUGAGAUUCAAUAAAUGACUUAAGGUAUUCAUCUCAAAGUAUCUCGAGAGUUAUAAGAGUUUUUAAUUAAAAAUUUAAUUGUAAUUGGGAAACAAGAAGUAAGUUGAUGAUUUAAUAUCUCAAACUAAGGAUAUAAAAAGGUUGAAAUGACCAAAUAUGUAAUUAAAGGUAUAAAAAGAUUUUGAAGUGAGGUGGUUGAUUUAAAGUACAUGUGAACGUUCACGUAAAGUAAAUCGAGGUUGAAGUUUCAAAUUUAAAGGUUUGAAGUAAUUCAAUUGAGGUUAGUUGUGUUACCAAUAUGUAAUUCAUCUUAUAUGAUUGAAAACUUAUAGAUAUAGUAUGUCCAUAAUCAAAGUUGGGGAGUAACUAAAGUUUAUUUGGUUCUCAUUUCUCGAAAAUUUGAGUUAUAUGUUAUGACUAAGAAUGAUCAGAAGUGUAUGUAUAAUUUCGGGGACGAAAUUAUUUUAAGUUGGGGAGAAUGAAAUAGACUACAUUUAAUAAAGCUUGAUUAUAAGUUUAUUAAGCUGAUUGGGGUUAUUAAGUAAGUUAAUUCGAGUAAUAAUAUUAUUAUUUUGAUAAUAUGGACUCAAGUAUUUGAUUUGUUAACAUUUUCAAGAAAGAGGUAUAUUUUAUUUAAUAUAUAAAAUUCGUAUAAAGAGUACUUCAAUAAAAGUGUAUUUUGAUUAUAUUUUAUUAAUUGAUUACUAUCUUAUCUUUAUAAAAAAAAAAAAAAAAUUUAAUUAAGUAUUGAAAAAAAAUAUAUAUAUAUAUUCCUAAAUGCAAUCCUUAUUCAUACUACCAAUUACGAAAUAUUACUUAUUUCAUAAAUCGUCUAUUAUACCCUUGCAGCAUGUCUUAUAUAAAAUUGUCUUACGACGAGACGACUUUAAUAGAAUUUUAUGGGUCAAAUCUAAAAAUAAAAACCCAUUUUACCACAAUAAACCGACAUACCUUUCCCCAUUUCUUUCUUCAUCCUCGUCAUCUUUUACCUUCAAACUCUCAAUCCCUCUCUUCCCUCUUCUCUCACGUCUCACUCCCCUCAACUACAGCGGCGGCACAACCAAGCCCAGCCACGAGUUCCACCACCAAUAGCAACCACUUCUCCUCCUCCCUUUAUUGUUGGAGGCGACGUCAUCAAGGAACCAUUCUAGCUGUUAGCCGCGAAUCAAUCACGGCUCUUUGAAGCGUCUUGUUGCUGAUUACAGAUCGGAUCCGGUCGGGAAUAAUCGGGUUAGCAAUGUUGAUGAGAGUGUUAAGGAUGUCCUUUUGAGCCGAGACCGUGGAAGCUUAUAGCUUGUAUUAGGAAUUUGUUUAAUGUAUAUUAGUUCUGAUUAUGUUGAUUAUAAUGGACUCGUAGUGAGUUGUAUGGUUACUUUAUAUUUAGAUUAGAUAUUUGGUUUGAGAUUUAGCUGUGUUGGUUUCGUAAUAGAGCUGGUGAUUCCUUUGCCCAGGUUGUGGGAUAUGAUUUAAGUUUCUUGGGAAAUAAUCCCCGUGACGACCCUGUUUACCCAGUCAACGGUAAGUCGGGUUGUUACAUAUAUUCGAUUAUCUAACAAUAAAAAUCAUGGUUUGAUUAAGAUACGGAUGAAAUGGAAUCUGAACACUCGAUUUAUGUCAGAAUGGAUGCCAAAUAUCCGAUUUUUAAAAAAUAAUGUUUUUAUUUUGGGCUUUUGUACGCACAUACAUCAAAUCCACUUCUCUUUAUUUAAUUAAAUUUUUUUAUAGUUUGGAAAGAUAUUUUGAAAAUAUGAUUGAGGGUUCAUAUGCCUAAAUUAAUUUAUAAUUGAUAAAUUAUGCAUCUUAAAUGUACUUGACGAUUGCAUUGUAGAUAUUAGUAUGUUCAAAAACAUCAGUAGACUUUUUCUAUUAAAAAUAAAAUUGGGAAAUCCGAUAACUAAAUAGUCCGUUUUACUACUAUGACGAUCCGAAUCCGAUAUCCAAUUUAAAAAUCGAAUAUUCAAUUUAAAAUUUAGAUAAAUUAUCUGAUUUUUAAGCGAAAAAGGGAUAUUUUAAAUCGAAUUGAGCUAAUCCAGGCCUCUGCCGCCAUACUCCAUAAACUUUAUUAAACUAUAAGAGGUUAAAAAAAACCUUCCAAAAUCCCGCCUAAGUUCCAUUUUUCGGGCAAUUCCUGCUUCCUUUCUUACUUUUCACUUCAGAAAAUUUGCAGAAUUUCUGACUAAUAUCGCAAUGGAGACUGAUGAAUCGGAGCGAGUCAUUCCUUUUCAGCUUCAAUUCGACAAACCUGCUCCUUCUCAGAUAAAAUUGGGGGAGUGGAAUCCUGAAAAGGAUUUAUUGGCAAUGGUGACGGAGGACUCAAAAAUUAUAUUGCAUCGGUUUAAUUGGCAGCGAUUGUGGACAACUUCACCCGGAAAGUGUAUAUCAUCGUUAUGUUGGCGGCCUGAUGGUAAAGUCAUAGCAGUUGGACUUGAAGAUGGAACCAUAUCGUUGCAUGAUGUUGAAAAUGGGAAAUUAUUAAGAAGCAUGAAGUCUCAUAGUGCUGCUGUAGUUUGUCUUAACUGGGAAGAAGAUCAUGGACAUGGACAGGACAAUGGAGAAAAUGCCGGGUCCUAUGAAGACCGUACAUUGCGUUUCUUUCCUCCUGCCCCAAGAGUACCACGGAUGUCUGGAGUAGUGUCUGGAGAUUCCACUCUUAUGGAUAACAUUGAAGACUCAUUUCAGGAUCUGCUAAACACUUCACAUCAACGUUUUAACAUUCUGUGCAGUGCAGAUAAGGAUGGAGGCAUUUGCUUUAGCAUAUUUGGUAUAUUUCCCAUUGGGAAAAUUAACAUACACAGUUUGUCUCUUCCACUCAACGGUGAUCAAGUAACAUAUAAGAUCCUGCAUGCUACCAUUUAUAAGGUUGCUUUGUCAAAGGAUUUUUGUCGUUUGAUCAUCAAAUGCUGUGGAGAAUUAUUUAGCAGCAGUAUUGAGUUCAAUCAUGGGCAGUUUGCUGAACGACAAACCCGGGGUAUGCAUUGCCUGGUGUUGGACACCUCUCUUUUCCGCAAGAGGAAACAAGAGCUUCAUCAAGUUGCUCAACAAGCCUCCAACAUUGAAGAUUUAACUGAGGUCAUUCGUGCAUCGCUUUCUAUCAUGUAUAAGCAAUGGUGUGAUGCCAUGCAGAUAUUCCAUGACAAAUUCCAUUCUUUAUCUACACUAAUUGUUAACAAUGGACUGGACUCAUCACCUCAAGAGGAGUUUCUGAGCCUUCUAGGAGGUGCUCGAACUAGUCCACCUGUUCAUCAAUUUCUUGUCAAUUCUCUUGGCGAAUCGGGACUCAAGCGUGUGAUAAAGGCUGUAUCUACUGCAGCAAAGGAACUUCAGGUUGUUCUCCUUGAUCAUAUCCAGCCAGCAGCUGAAAUUAUUGGAUUUAGAAUGGGAGAACUAAGAGGUUUUUCAAGGUGGCCGGCGCGCUAUGGAGGCAUUGGCUUGGAUGAGAAACUUAUACACGAUGCAACCGAGAAAGUAGGAAUGUUGCUUGUACAAGUUGUACGUUUUGUGCAGAUUCUUUCAUCUGUUACACCGCAGUUCUCAAAUUUCUUCAGUUGGCUAUUAAGGUGUAUAAAGAUACUAAUGUCAGAUUCAAGUGAUCAACUUCCACCUUACAAUAGUGAACUCGUAAUCAUGUUUCUGAAGUUCCUCUACGAUCGUGAUCCCGUAAAGCUGCUUCUGGACCAAUCUAUGAUUGAUCAUCAUGUACAUCUUAAUGAGGAUACAAUACAGCAAGUUGAAGAACUUGUUAAACUAGGGGGCUUUGCGGAUACCAAAUGUCUACACAGAACCUUAGCAAAAGAAUUUCAAUGUAUGGAAGCCAGUUUCAAAGAGGCCUUCGAUAUGCCCUCCACUACCGUUUCAAAGGAGAUAAUCUGCAAGCAGAUGUUGCCUCUCUAUUCCUUCCAAUCUUCUCCACCAUCCACCCCUAUCUAUGUGCCCACAUCAAUAUCGUUUUUCCGGGAUGUUGAGCCUGAUGUUUCAACAUGUGGGACCAAUCAAGAAAAGCUUGUGGAUUACAUCAGUUUCCAUAUACCUGAGUGGACCUCGGCACAUGCUUCAAAUUGUGUAUGCAUAUUGCGAGGAGUGAUAGAUGAAUCAGACUGUACUAGGAACAGAUAUACUGCAGUUGAAGCCUUGUUGCUGUCUGUGUCAAAGGAUCUCAGUUGUGUUGAUUUAUCUCUGUAUAAAGAACGCCAGAUUGUUUUGUUGUUCAAUGGAACAACAGCCGCAUCUGAUAGCAGCAAAAACGCUCUUCUCAUGAUGAUUCAAACAAGUGACCUUCCAUUUGUACCUUUAUCUGGAUCAAUCAAUCUGAACUUGUGGAAUUUGGAUCAGUUGCAGGACUGCAUAUUGCCUUUGCAAACGGAGAGUGCAAAGGUUCGAAGUAUACCUCACAAUGUGAUUCCUCCACUUGCAGUAAGCUCAUCCAGAGGCGUGGGUUGUGUUUUUGCCGCUAGAAAGCGAGCCUUAGUUUACAUUCUUGAGGAAGAUGAAGAAGAAGAAGAAGAAGAAGAAGAAGAAGCUUCGGAUAUGGAUUGAGAAUCCAGUGGCUCAACCUAAUGCUCAUAGUUGGAAGACAAUUCCAUAACAUGCAACCUUAGAGCUUGAAGACUGAUAGUCCAAGUUUUUCUGCUUAGAAGCUGCCCGAAAUUAGAUGUCAUCCCAGUUUUUCACCGAUAGUAUCAUCAUAAUUUAUUCGAUAUUGGUAAAAUAAAAGAAUAUGCAAUGGAUAGAGUAACAUACAUUCAAAUGUCUUCCACUCUCAGCUCGUGGUGUUUGAUGUUUGAUGAGACCCUUGUUUUAAUGUAUGCUUAAUGUGUAGAAUUGUAGAUGUUUCAUGAUUCUUUAAACAGGCCGUAGUAGUUGAAUACAGUUGAUACCUGUAAAAUUUUAUGCCUCCAGUCUCUUCUUGUUUCUUGCUUGUAGCACUACUGAAGGUAUAUUAAAAUUGUAAUAUUUAUCCUGUUAAAAUUGUAACAGUAAUACUGAAGGUAUAAAAUUCUGCUUGCACAUUUAAAUUAGCCCAUGCCUAGAUAUUGUUAAAAUUUUAAAAUCUACAUUUCACUUAGAAUACAAGCGUUCUAAAUAAACUUGACACACCAUCGAAUAUGAUUUAACUCAAGUUUAAAAAUGUAUUUAUAUUUUUGUAAAAACUAAUAUAUACACGA
This is a messenger RNA of Amaranthus tricolor (Joseph's coat), 13750 nucleotides long. Its product is annotated as anaphase-promoting complex subunit 4. The transcript is spliced from 25 exons. Gene Ontology annotation, biological process: positive regulation of mitotic metaphase/anaphase transition; protein K11-linked ubiquitination; anaphase-promoting complex-dependent catabolic process. The record is from RefSeq and is a predicted model, not a curated record. Lineage: Eukaryota; Viridiplantae; Streptophyta; Magnoliopsida; Caryophyllales; Amaranthaceae. Bases 10776 to 13121 code for a protein of 781 amino acids. Gene Ontology annotation, molecular function: protein binding. Gene Ontology annotation, cellular component: nuclear periphery; anaphase-promoting complex.